AUGCUGUUCGGCAUCGGCUUAGCCUUCUUGUCUUGGUGGAGUAAGAGUUCAAAAUAAACAUAUUUUAACCAAAGAACGCCUGUUUAUGCAUAAUAUCUAUUUUAACACUCGUUGCUCUCACAUUUUGGAUCAUGGAUUGUAUGGCCAUCAUUUUUAAGAUAAAUCUUCAAACCUUUUUAAUUUCAAACGUUGUUAAUUCCUAGUGGUUAAGAGCUUGUGCAAAUUGUCACGCAAGAAAUUUGUGUUGAAAGGUGAAAAAGCAUAUAUCAAUAGCGCAACAACAUGCAUGACCUUCUGUUUAAUGUAGUUGACUUUGCGGGUGAUCUGUGUGUCGCUUCGUUUGUGCUUGUGACCAACUGUAAAGCUAGCAACAAGCUUAACUGGUCCUCCCAGCAUAUCGAUGCCGCCCGUUUUGCGAGCGUUUCAAGGAGACGAAGUAAAGUGCUCUAUGGCAGGAACUCCUCCUAUGUACACAGGGAUACUAAACGAAUCAAUGGUACUGGUGGACACAACAAGCACUCCAACUAUCAAGUUACUUAUGGCAGGAAACUUCUCUUGUGUGGCUACCAGAAAUUAUGGCUCAGACCUG
This is a messenger RNA of Pocillopora meandrina, 589 nucleotides long. The record is from the annotation of a GenBank genome assembly. Lineage: Eukaryota; Metazoa; Cnidaria; Anthozoa; Scleractinia; Pocilloporidae.